AAGCCAAAAUAAAGCAUAAUGAAACAAUAAUUUGAUUGUUGAUUGCCACGACAACUUGGCAAUGAAUAAGCGCGUGCGCAUCGUAGUUGUGGGUGAUUCAGGUGUUGGAAAAACAUGCCUAACCCACUUAGUUGCCCACAAUGAGUCGUUAAUACGGCCGGGCUGGACAGUUGGCUGCAACAUUCAAGUUAAAAUUCACGAAUUCAAGGAAGGCACGGCCCGACAGUGCCCAUAUUUUAUUGAAUUGUUUGACAUUGGUGGCUCACUGAGUCACAAAAAUACGCGAAGCGUUUUCUACAGUGGUAUACAUGGAGUUAUCUUGGUGCAUGAUCUAACGAAUGGCAAGUCGCAGGAGCAACUACUUGACUGGCUCUUCGAGAUUGUCAAUAAGGAUGGCAAAGAUACGUACAAAUGCCGCAGUCCCUCUUCGCCGCCGUCGCCGCUGCACGGCUAUGGCACGGAUACCAGCAUGCGGUUUGAUUUAGAAGAGUUCUUAGGCGCUACACAAAUACCUAUUUUAGUUAUGGGCACCAAGUUAGAUUUGAUCGAUGAGAAACGUCAACCCAAAACAUCUGUUAAAAAGGUCGGGGGUAUUGCCGACAAAUGUGGCGCCGAGGAAAUAUGGCUAAACUGUCGGGAUACACGCAGCUUAGCCGCGGGUACAACUGAUGCGGUUAAGUUAUCCAGAUUCUUCGACUGUGUCAUUGAAAAGCGCGAAAGUAAUGGGUGCCCAGGCGCUCAUCUGGUGGCAUCCACUGCUACAGAUAGACGACGAGCCGCUAACUCACUACCUUGCAGUCCAGAGUUCCCGAUAUAUGCGAGCAAAGCAACAGAAACUUUCGUACCCCUGCUAGAAACCAACGAUUUAAAAUAAGGAUUAGGACUUAAA
Drosophila arizonae is the source of this 889-nucleotide messenger RNA. RefSeq names its product rab-like protein 3. The record is from RefSeq and is a predicted model, not a curated record. Lineage: Eukaryota; Metazoa; Arthropoda; Insecta; Diptera; Drosophilidae.